AGGCGCUGAGGGAGGCCAUUGCGGCUCGAGAGUGUAUGAGAGCUCGAUAAAGACGCGAAGCGGCUCGCCCGGGGGCACCAGAGAAGAGAAUAGAAACUAACAGGGGUGAUGAGGGACCUCUUGGCAGGAAAUCCUCCCCAUAGUGUCCUCUCUCUCCAAGAUCCUGAGAACUGCCCAAUUCUGAGACAAAGACUACAUGACACUACAACAUGAGCGAGAAUAAAUGUGACACACAGUUUUACAGUGUUCAAGUUGCAGAUUCAACAUUCACUGUACUAAAACGCUACCAGCAAUUGAAAUCUAUUGGAUCUGGGGCUCAAGGUAUUGUUUGUGCUGCAUUUGAUACCGUACUUGGAAUAAAUGUUGCUGUAAAGAAGCUAAGUCGUCCUUUUCAGAAUCAAACCCAUGCAAAACGAGCUUACAGAGAACUAGUGCUGCUGAAGUGUGUGAAUCACAAAAAUAUAAUUAGUCUAUUAAAUGUAUUUACGCCACAGAAGUCAUUAGAAGAAUUUCAAGAUGUGUAUUUGGUUAUGGAAUUGAUGGAUGCUAAUUUAUGCCAAGUUAUUCAUAUGGAGCUGGAUCAUGAGAGAAUGUCCUAUCUUUUAUACCAGAUGUUGUGUGGGAUCAAACAUCUUCAUUCAGCUGGUAUCAUCCACAGAGAUUUAAAACCCAGCAAUAUAGUAGUAAAAUCAGAUUGUACUCUCAAAAUCCUUGACUUUGGACUUGCAAGAACAGCAUGUACUAAUUUCAUGAUGACCCCAUAUGUAGUAACACGAUAUUAUAGAGCACCAGAAGUUAUUCUAGGCAUGGGAUACAAAGAGAAUGUUGAUAUCUGGUCAGUUGGUUGCAUCAUGGGAGAAUUGGUGAAAGGUUGUGUGAUAUUCCAAGGCACUGAUCAUAUUGAUCAGUGGAAUAAAGUUAUUGAACAAUUAGGUACACCGUCAGCAGAUUUCAUGAAAAAACUACAGCCCACUGUACGGAAUUAUGUAGAAAACAGGCCGAAAUAUCCAGGUAUCAAAUUUGAAGAACUGUUCCCAGACUGGAUAUUUCCAUCAGAGUCUGAUCGUGAUAAGCUAAAAACGAGUCAAGCUAGAGAUUUACUAUCAAAAAUGCUAGUAGUAGAUCCAGACAAACGAAUUUCAGUAGAUGAAGCUUUGCGACAUCCAUAUAUCACAGUUUGGUAUGACCCAGCUGAAGCAGAAGCACCACCUCCCCAAAUCUAUGAUGCACAAUUGGAAGAAAGAGAACAUGCCAUUGAAGAAUGGAAAGAGUUAAUAUAUAAGGAAGUAAUGGAUUGGGAAGAAAGAAAUAAGAAUGGUUUGGUAAAAGAACAGUCUUCAGAUGCAGCAGUGAACAGCAAUACCAGCCCUUCUCAGUCAUCAUCAGUCAACGACAUUUCAUCCAUGUCAACAGAACAAACAUUGGCUUCAGACACGGACAGCAGCCUUGAUGCUUUGACAGGAACACUUGAAGGAUGUCGGUGAUCAGCUUCGAAGAUUAAGAUUAGCAAAGAGUCUUUGCUUCUGUUGGGCCUCUAUUGCUUGUAAGUUCAUGGAGCCAAAUAGAAAACUUCAUGUUCUGCAUGUUCCUCUAAAAUAAUGCCUGUGAUUUUACUCAGUUGCAGUAAAACUGUCUGCUUAAUAUUGUAGAGUGAAAGCAACUUUGUAUCUCAAGGCAAACGAAAUAUAAACAUUAAUAUAACCUGUUCUGUUUUGACCUCUAUCAGGUGAGCAGUUAAAAUAACAAGAUCAAACAAAUCCACGGGCAUUCUCACAGUUUUUUUAAAAAACAUGUUUAUAAAACAAAUAUGUGUGUGUGUGAAAGAGAGAGAGAGAGCGAGGAGGGAGGAAGGAAGGAAGGAAGGAAGGAAGGAAGGAAGGAAGGAAGGAAGGAAGGAAGGAAGGAAGGAAGGAAGGAAGAUGUAAAAUUCUGUUUCUUAACUAUUCAAUUGCAGUCAUAUGCCAUUCUUAAUAUACCUUGCUGGUAUUCUCAGUACUGUAUAAUAUAGACACAAUUGUUUUUCUGUAUAGCACUUUUCUUGAGGCCGUUUUCUCUCCAUCAUCAAAUAAUAUUGUAUCCCUUCCCACAGAAGAAGCAAAUGUGUGAAUUUUUGCUUCAUAUUUUACAUCUAAAUGUGUUUCUGAAUGUAUUCUUUCAGUGCUUUUCUUUGAGGAGUAGGUGGGAUAAGUAAAGAUAAGUCUUAAUACUUAUCAGAAUUAGGGUUUGUUUUUAAAAUAGCAACGUUGGCACCUGUUUUUAAGAAGUUACUAAACACUUGUAGGAACUAUGCCUUAAUUGCCUUUUCCUGGUAUUAACAUAGAGAACCCGAUGUUGACAUCAAAUUGGAGCUUACUUUGAGCCUCUUAAUAGAUAUACCUUUAGUUGCUUUUGGUAGGUUAUACGGGACCACUAUAUGGCUUAUAUUUACUUUUCAAAAUUCACGUAUAGAAAAAAUUGAAAUACAUUAUAAAAAGUGAAAGGAACCAUUUCUGGAACUAAAAUACAGAGGUAGGAAUUACAGGUAAUCCUCGCUUAGCAACAUUAACUGGGAUUGGGCUUUCCAUUGGUAAGCGAAGCAGUCAUUAGACAAAACAUAACAUGGCUACCCCACUUAGUGACUGCAGUUCUGGUAGUCUCAUUUGCAUGCGUUAGGCAAGGACCUCUCCCUUCUCCUGCCUUGCCGCACUCAUUUCCACUUCAGUUACCUUCACUCGCCUAUCUGGGCUCUUGGCUGCCUUGCAUUCCACCUUUGCCACCUACCCCUCACUGUCCCCAGCUGACCUUCGCCAUCUUCUUUCUCCCACUGCUGACAAGGCACCCUGCAGUCAUAAAUGUGGGUGAUUGCCAAGUGCCUGAAUUUCAUCACAUGUGGGUGUGCUGCAGCAGCCAUAACUUUUGAGCUGUAACUACCAUUUGUUCAGUGACAGCAUAAUUUUGAAUGGUUGCUGAAUAAAUGGCAAUUAUGUGAGGACUACUUCUAUAAUAACAUACCACAUAUGUAAGGAUGGGUUUUUUUAAAUAAACAAAUACCUAAUUGCUUUGGUUCAAUUUCUUCCUAGCUCUGAGCAUCAGCAAAGUUUAUAUAACAGGAAAAUAUUUAUGUGACUAUGUAGGUGCAUUGGCUGGUGAGCAAUGUGUUUGAGGGAAGGUAUGGUGGAUGGAACUAAGUUGUGCAUCAAAGCUAGGUGUUACAGUUAUUGCAGAUUUCCAGGCUGGGGGAGAGGCAGUUCCCUUAGAAGAGACUGGGAAAGGCAUAUUGUGUAUUACCACCUUUUUUUUUCAGGCACCAGCACUUUACUAGCAGCACAAACAUAUGACUGGGAACAAGUCCUAUUGAGUUUAAUAAGUGUGAUAUGGGAUUACUGCAUAAAUCCAUUGUUUUUAGAGAGAACAUUUUUUUAGCAAUGUGUUCUUCAAAACAUACUUUUAGAAUGAGCCCUAUACUCCUGAUUUCUCCAGGUAGAAUUUGUUAUCAGAUAUUAUAACUAUAAGAUAUUCAUGAAAUUUUAUCACUUGAUAAAGUUCAGUUACUAAGUUGGAGCUAAACAUAUUGCCUUCCUUAAACAUUCUGUUUCAGAUAUGAUACCACAUGAAAUGCCUGUGAGAGCUUCCAUUACAUGUUAGCAAUUAACAGAAAAAUCCACAUUCAUAUUUAUCCUUAAAUGAAUAUAAAUAUAAAUUACAUGAUGUACAGACAUAUAAUCUAUUAUUUACCCUAGUAAAAUAUUUCAGAAGACAAUAUUAAUGAAUAAAAUUAAAUAAAACAUAUCUCAUUGCUCAUUAAAUAAACAUAGGGACGAAAGAAAGAUUGAAAUGAAAGAACAAAGAAAGGUGUUUAACCAUGUGCACUAAAACUUAAUUCAUAAAGUUGUUAAGCAUUCCACCAAACUGUUUUGAAAUAAUUCUACAGCCCCUUCUUCUGCACAAAACCCACUCAAUUUACCUGCAUGAAAUUUGGGAAGAACAUUUCUCACUGUAAAUGCUAUCUAUUUUGAAAUGUAAUAUUGUGUCCCAAAAUAAUCACUUUUCCCCGUACUAUCAAUCACAUUUAGCACAUUGUAAAAAGACAGAUUUGCAGAUUUGCUUUUGAAUUCAUCCCAUUUGGCUAAACAACCAUAAAGCCAUAGUUACAUUUUUCUUAGUCUACACUGGGGAGAUUAAACUUUUUGAAAUUCACGUAGGAUCAGGAUCCUAGUUGGUACUGUAUUUAACCAAAAAGAAGAUGAGAAUAGGAGUUUGACAAGAUAUAAAUGUAUAUUGAUUGAACUAAUAACUAUUAAUUAACUCAUUGCCUGUAAAGCUUAGGUCCCUUGUUCACAAUAUUAAUUGAUCCCCAUCUUCAUAUACCAACAUUCACUCAUCCAUACACCCCGCCCCCCAUUGCAUACAGAAUCAUUCAAGUACACAGAUGUAUUUUCCCCCUUUUUUUCCAGCAGAAGCCAACAAUAGAACAGGAUGGAUAUAGAAUAAGAUGAAGCGAUGCCUGCAGUAAGAAUGGAAAGAAAGAGAAGGGGUGGGAGCAAACUGGCUGGAGAUUAGGUGAUGGGAAGAGUUACUAGACAAAGAAGGAAAGAAAAGAAAGGACAAGUCAGUUAUAAUUAUAAUGUUUAAAUUCAAGCUAAUUUUCAUAAAGAAAGACAGUUUGGUAUAGUGUUAAUGCACAGGCUAACCAGGAGACUGUAAGUUCUAGUCUCAGCUUAGGUACAAAGCCAACUGACUCUCAGCAGACAGUGGUGAAUUACUUCCAAAAUCUAGCCAAAUCUAGAGGGCAUAUAUGCAAUCUUCAGAGAAAUUCAGGCUUUGUAGCAUGAUCCCUUCAACUAUUUGUACUUCAUGCUAAUUCCUUUGUUUUCAUAGCUUGCUGUAUUAGCAGCAAAUGUAAAAUACCGCUACAUCAUUCAUAGCAAAUUAUUUGGGUUUAGGGGUUAUAGCUGAAGUUCUCUGUAUGAUCAGAAUUUCUCUGCAGCCUUUCCCAUUCCAUGUUGGAGUUGGAGGAGGUAGAGAUGAUACAUUCACACAUUUUUUUAAUUGUCGAGGUGUUACAAUGCCUGGCAGUAUAGGCUUUGCUUUGUGUUCCUGUAAAAGAACUUUCCUCCAAAAAGAGCUUUAAUGAGUUUGAAAUUGUGAACUUAUAUAAGAAUUAUGUAACUUUAAAUAAAGCUAAAUAAUGUAAGGUUACAUGGCGUAACUCUUUAAGAGUUUGCAUUGUACUUUCAGAAGUACUGUGAAAAUAAUUUUAUGUUUGGACUAUUUUUUGUAAAUAUGGGCAUUCAUUCAUCUAUAGGCACAUUGAAUAUUGAAAAAAUGUGUCUGCCUUUACAAUAUAUUGUUCAGCAGUAGUAGAAAAUGGCAUUUACUCAACCCUUGACGUAAGAGGAACCUAUUAUUUCUUAAGCAUUGGUAUAGGCAUAUCACAUAUAGGAUAUUUCCAUUUUGGAGAAGAAAAGGGGGGUUUGGAAUUGAAAUACCCAUUGUUUCUAUGGAAUGAAUCCAGUACUGUAAUAGUUUGAGGCCAGUUCAGAUUAGAUAGGUUAAUUAGCCCUCAAAUUUCUAUGCUUGCCAUCUUGAAAAAUCUCCCUUGAUUUUUCUUCACUUUAUUUUUUUUUUUUUGAAAAGUGGUAACCUAUGAAACAAUUCAGCUGUUUCUGAAUUCUGAAGGCAUGCGGCAUAAGAGUAUCUCAUCUAUACUAAAUUAAGAAGUACCAUCGGCUAAAUCCUGGGUGUGCUAAAGAAAGUGUAAAGUGAUAAAUGAAUGGAUUAUCAUUUAAUAGGGAAUAAUGUAUGCUCUAAUUAUAUGUUAUAGCUUUUUUGUUUUAUGUAUCUGAGGAGACAGAAAUAUGUGGUUGUAUGUACGUGUAGUUGCAGUGGGACAACCAGUGAAGUGCACUGCAUCCAUGCAUACAGAGAGACAGGUAGAUGCAGCUUUUAUAGCAGCUGUAGAAAUGUUAAUGCUAUAGUACCCUAUACUUCUUUCCUGCUUUGCAAAAAUCAUGAGAUAGAAUUAAUAAUAGUAAAUAUCACUGUCCCAUUAAAUGACACACACACACACACACACACACACACACACACACAAUUUAAGUGAUGGAGAGAAAUAUUUAACCUCACUUGCCUAGAUUUUUUUCUUGUACAUCACUCCAUAGAGUUUUAUAACAGAUUAUAAAUUGAUUAGAGGACAUAGAUAAUGUCCUUGUUAUAAAUCACUUGACAGUAUUCUUUUGAGUAAUGGGUAUGGCAUUAAUUCAUUAAGAAAAACAUAGACAACUCCAAGUAUGCGAAGGAAGGAACAAUGAAUUGAACUUUAUGAUUCAAUGGCCAUUUUCCAUAUCUUAACUAUUGGUAAUGUUUGGCUAGCAUUAUAUCGGCACCAGCCUAAGUAUAACACAGUUCUAACAUUUAUUCAUUGAGUUGAAAAGAUAAAAAAAAAAACUAGUCAAAGUAUAAGGACAGAGUUCUAAGCCUGAAGCAUACAUUUUCACAACUUGUUUUCUUUCUACAAAAGAAUGUAAGAAGGAUAUAACCAUUUUUUGUUUAUAAGUUUGAUGAUGAAUCCUACAUUUCAGUAGAGUCAUUUCUUACCAAUUCAGAUCAAAUAGUAUAUAAUUACUAAAUACUUUCGGUCACCUGUAGUUUGACAUGUUCAAAUUAGUUCAGUGUUACUUUUCCAAAAGCCAAGUGUGUAUUUGUAAAUGUGCAAAUCUUUUUGUAAAAAUCCUGCCAUGCACUUGUCUGCUGUAGCAUGCGCUGACAUUACUGUGAAAUGUUUUAAUAGGCAUAAUGUGUGUACUUCCUGUAUUUAACUGCUCACCUGAAAAAAAAGGAGAAUGAAGCAAAUUGGCUAGCAAAUGUUCAAUUUCUGUACUAUACAUAUUAUUUUAAAUAUACUGAGUAGCUGAAUGGCAUUGCAGAGAUAGAAUGGUUUUACAAAUUAUUUUUCUAUGUGCUCUCUUCUUUGUUCAGAAACAUUACAGUCUGGAUUGUUUGGAAAGUGCUUUAAGGAAAUGAGUUUACACAAACUGCCUAUUUAUGAUGAAAUUUAUGAAGAGAGACACAUGUCUGCAUAUCAUUUUUUUUAAAAAAAGCCAAGAGGUACAUUUCAUGAUGCAGCAACAAAGGAAGCAAAAAGAGGGGCUCACUAGGAAAAUGGAUGAAAUGGCCUUUCGUUAAUACUGCAGCACAGUUUAAAAGUGAAGGCAGAAGUCAGUGCUUCCUGCUGCUUCCAAUAAUGUGUGCCAAAGGCUUAAAGCAGGGGUUCUCAACCUUGGCAACUUUAAGACUUGUGGACUUCAACUCCCAGAAUUCCUCAGCCAGCUUUGCUUAAAGUUGCCAAGGUUAAGAACCCCUGGCUUAAAGGAAGUUGAACAAAGCUAUUUUAGUUUAGAUUAAAUUGUCAGAAAUUUAGACUACAGUAAUUAAAUGUAAUUAAAAGGGAAUAUUUAUGGAUCCAAAUGUUUACUUUUCAGAUGACUUCAGUGUCUGUUUACCUUAUGGUUCAGAGUUGGUUUAAGAAUUGUAACACCUGCACCUUCACUGAUCCAUUCUAUCUAAAACCUUUUCUGCAACACGGUAUGCUGAAGUCUUUUGUUGCUGUUACAUCAUGUUUACAUGAUUUUUUUUAAUUAAAAAACAUGAAUUUAGAGAGAAGGGCUUAGAUCAUAUUACUAAUUUAGGCCUGGAUGUGCCCAGUGUGCCUUGACUCUCAUUUUCCUUUGAAUGGCAGAUCACAGGUCAUAUCACGAAUAUGUUUUUGAAACUCUGUUAGCUUCACAAGAUGCUUGUCGUCUGCUGAACUUGGGAAAUUAUUUUGAAAGCUUCUUUGAUGUAUAGAAUUAAGUAUAAGGUUUGUUGGAUUAAGGCUAAAGUAAUAGGAUGCAAUAGUAUUGAUCUGUACCUUUGGGCCAUUAUGUAGCACUCCAUGAAUUAGGGAAAAUGCAUAUAUGCAGUCUACAAAUUUGUGCUAGGCUGUACUGCAAAUUGCCAAGUUAAUAAUGUCUGAAUCUUAGAGAUUCUGAGUUCCAAAACAGAAUUGGUGACCCUUAUAGUUUGAGAAUUGCUUGCUGGAUAAAAAUUCCUAAAAUGGCCAAAUACUUUUUUCCAAGUGCAGAUACAUUUUGCAGUAAGGAGGUCUAUGUAUAAUAAAUAGUUGAACUGCAAAAUCCAGAACUGAAGAAAUGCAUAUUAAGAACCUUGAUUAAAUUUUAUGAAUCUAAAAUCAAUAGUGCCUGUAAAGCUGGUUGAAGUUGUGAUGUAUAAAACUAAUCAGGGCAUAUAAAUUUAGCAAUUCCAUUGGAGUGGAAUUUCUUCCUGGUGAUGAAUGUAUUUGUAGAACUUAAUUGAAGUACAUGUAUGUUUUACCGAUUCCCAAGUCUAGAACUUGAGCCUCAAAUUCAUUUCUCUCAGAAGACUCCCUGAUAUUUUAUGUCUUUCUUCCAUCAUGUAUACUUCUGAGAUCAUAUUUUAUACAUUGGGACAUGAAAAUUUGCCAAAUAUUUAAAUAAUUUGCUUAGAAUCUUUUUAAUGCCAUUAUAUAACAAGUCUCAUGUUAUAUGCACUGUGCAUGAUAAGAACUUUGUAUUGAAGAAUUGCAAGCCAUCUACUCCUUAUAUGUACAAAACAAAACAAAAAAUCAUUCUCAUUUUUGAAUUAUAAAAUUAUAUUUUAUUUUUAUAAUUGUAAUUCUGAUUGUGAAUUUCACUGCCACUAACUCAUUGUGGAUAUUGUAGAUAAGCUUGGGUCCUAUAUUUCAAUACUUAUACAAUUUAAAAAAAAUAAUGUCUCGGAAGUAGUAACAUUUAAUUAAACCCCAAGUUUAAUUGGUUCUAAAAUUAAGAAAUGAAUUCUUUUGAAAAUUGAGAAAUAAAUGUUUAAAAUGUGUUUAAAAUUUA
Crotalus tigris (Tiger rattlesnake) is the source of this 8882-nucleotide messenger RNA. It is a transcript of the gene MAPK9, whose product is annotated as mitogen-activated protein kinase 9. Gene Ontology annotation, molecular function: ATP binding; JUN kinase activity. The transcript is spliced from 13 exons. Gene Ontology annotation, biological process: protein phosphorylation; JNK cascade. Bases 210 to 1484 code for a protein of 424 amino acids. The record is from RefSeq and is a predicted model, not a curated record. Lineage: Eukaryota; Metazoa; Chordata; Lepidosauria; Squamata; Viperidae. Gene Ontology annotation, cellular component: cytoplasm; nucleus.